CAGACUGAGGAGUCUGUCAGCCACCGUUAGCUCUGUCUCAGUCACUCAGUUGCUCAGUCGGUCUUCUCCUCCCCCCCCCCCCCACUACAGCUUUUCUUUCUCCCUCUUUCUUGCUCAUCUUUGUUUGUCUCUGGUGCUCUUCUUUAUUCUCGCCUGUUGCGUCUUCUGCUGCUGCUGCUGCUGCCUCCACAAACUUAGUCUUGAGAGAAAGUGCUGGGUGAUGGACUGCUGAACGGCUUGUACUUUGCUACAAAGUGAGCUGUGAGCCGAGUGAUUGACAGGACCGACAGACAUGGGGAAGCAGAACAGCAAGCUCCGCCCCGAGGUGAUGCAGGACCUCCUGGAGAGCACAGACUUCACCGAGCACGAGAUCCAGGAGUGGUACAAGGGCUUCCUGAGAGACUGCCCCAGCGGGAACCUCUCCAUGGAGGAGUUCAAGAAGAUCUACGGUAACUUCUUCCCCUACGGAGACGCUUCAAAGUUCGCAGAGCAUGUCUUUCGCACAUUUGAUGCUAACGGCGAUGGGACAAUAGACUUCCGGGAGUUUAUCAUUGCACUAAGUGUGACGUCACGUGGCAAACUGGAGCAGAAGCUGAAAUGGGCCUUCAGUAUGUACGACCUGGAUGGAAAUGGGUACAUCAGUAAAGCUGAGAUGCUGGAGAUUGUUCAGGCAAUCUAUAAGAUGGUGUCGUCUGUGAUGAAGAUGCCUGAGGACGAGUCGACACCUGAGAAGAGGACAGAGAAGAUCUUCAGGCAGAUGGACACCAACAGAGACGGUAAGCUGUCUCUGGAGGAGUUCAUCAAAGGAGCGAAGAGCGACCCCUCCAUCGUCCGCCUGUUGCAGUGCGACCCCAGCAGUGCUGGACAGUUCUAAACCUGAGGCAUCAACACAACCUUGCUUCUUUGGGUGACUCUAAAUCCCCAUAACUCUCCACUAAGGAGCAGACUGAAGAAUGACAAGCUGAUGACGAUGAAGAGGACAGGCCUUCAAUAUGCACUGAGGAAAGAUGGGCACAGGAGCCACAUUCUCCAGUUGCCCCCCCUCCCCUCCACACACACACACACACACACAUACACACACACACACGCACACACACACCCCAAGCUGUUUAUCUAAACCUCCAAAACCCAACAAAUACUGAACCUGAACAUUAUCAAACACCCCUCGUUGUACCAGGAUCCCUCCGUUCUCUAUAGGCAUGUCAGAGUAUAAAGAAGGUCUGCAGUAGGUUGUAUAUAUACAGUAUAAACUGGAGUCUGUGUAUCAGUGUCUUUCCUUGGCUCUCUGUGCCCUUUGAGGCUCCAGCCGGGGCGACACAGAGCCUCUGUCACUCUAAUGUGUAUCAUAGACAGAGUAUGUGCAUGAGACAACGAGAGAGAGAGAGAUGAUGGUGUUGGCAUACUGUAGGUGAGAUUAUUUAAUCUGCAGAGAGGACUUGUGAAGAUUGUCCUUCACUCAGAACGAGUGCCGCUCUUAGUUUCCUCUUUUCUACUGUGAGAAUGUGUACGUGUGUUUGUGUAUUUUGCAAACUUGAUAGACUUUGUUUCAUUUUUCGUGCUGGGACAAAAUGACAUGAACAUGUAAUAUUAUGCUACUAUGCAUAUGCGCCCUAAUCAAUAGUUUGAUUUUAGUGAUGUCUCACUGAUGUAAUGAAGGAUGAAACACAUCCCUUUAUCCUUCAUCUGUUCCAGUGGUUUUUCAUAUCAGUAAGAAUCUGACGGUGGCGGCGCAUUACUGCGCUCUAGUUUAAGGCAAAUCAGGAAAACUUUAAAGUAUUUGAGGUAGAUAUACUAAAGUGCACCUAAAUCUGUAAAGCAAAUUUCAGAAAGUCCAGGUUGCUCAGUUCAUAACAAAUGUUGUGAAAUAAUAAAAACAUGUUUAUUUAAGCAUGUCAAGCAUGCAAACUAGUUUCUUUUUUGACAUUUACUAUGUGAAGAACAAAGACACACUUUACGUUCACUUUUAGAUGUUUUCAAAUGCCGCAUGUUGAACAGUUGGAUACAGGGGUGCAUAGACUAAAUAACACAUAUGCAUGUGACUUAAUGCGCAUGUGUUUUUAUGUAUGUUUAGUGAUAUGAGUGGCUAAACGGCCAGUCGCCCAUCUAGCUAUGUGCUCGCUUCUGUAUGUUAGUAUUGUCAUCGUUAGUGCUACCAGUAGCCAGUGUUAUUGACAGCGUACGGACUGCCACAGCUGACGCAUGUAAUGGUUCAUAUGAGUGACUUGAUGGUAGGAAACAAAGAGGAGCUUUAGGAAGAUCACCAUGCACAACAACCUAUAAACAUAAAGACACAGUGUUGCAUGGGUAAUGCUGGCAGAGCUGAGAGCUUCAGCUUCUUUCAAUAUUUAAAUCACCAUCCAGUUGUAUCUGUAACGGGGCCAAACAUACACAGAGCUGGCUGAAUUCUUUAGCAACAGUCCCAAUUCUUUGUAGGCUUUCAGUUAAUUAGCAUGUGUGCAGUUUACAGUGUUACUCAAAACUAAUGACAUGCUAUUGGUCUCACAAAUACAAACACUCCAAAUUCAUUCAAGUGGUCUCAUCUUCUGUCCCUCUUUCUUUCCUUCACUGAGCUGUCAAAGAGAAGAGAAAGAGAUUUUUAAGAAAGUUCAACUAGGACUAGUGUGACCCCCUCCCCUGAAUGUAACUGAGCCCUCCCCAGGGCAGACAGAGCGAAGCUGUUUCAGUUAUUGCAUUGUUUUCCAAUUAGAAACGCUUUGAAUGUUUUACUAAAGACUGCUGUUUUUUGUGAAGAAGAAAAAAAAAAGAUGCAGACAAACAAACCGAGAAUCACAACUACUGCAAUGAUACUGUCACAAUGUGUUGCUUUUAUUGUAUUUUUAUGAUUUUUCUUUCUUUAAAAAAAAAAAAAAAAAACUACGUCAGGUGUAACAUUUCUGUAAAAACACAAAAUAGCAUCUUGUGGUCAAGUGCCAAAUAAAAACAAAAACAGUAUUGUAUAAAUUUAUACUGUACAAUUGUUAUCUGUUGAACAAAAUGUUUGUAAUUGUUGCAUUUUGUAGGUUUUGUAUGGUAUCCUGUAUUUAGUGACUGCAGUUUUGGAACACAGGAUUCUGUUUUUUUGGUCAACUUUAAAAGGCAAAAAUUAAAUUUGCAAUUUAUUGUGUGCAAGCAGUAA
Messenger RNA from Micropterus salmoides (largemouth bass), 3136 nucleotides. Its product is annotated as neurocalcin-delta A. Gene Ontology annotation, biological process: calcium-mediated signaling. Gene Ontology annotation, cellular component: cytosol. Lineage: Eukaryota; Metazoa; Chordata; Actinopteri; Centrarchiformes; Centrarchidae. The record is from RefSeq and is a predicted model, not a curated record. Gene Ontology annotation, molecular function: actin binding; tubulin binding; calcium ion binding. The coding region runs from base 293 to 874 and encodes 193 amino acids. The transcript has 5 exons.